ACUCGUUGAACAGUGAUGGUGAUCAAGGAUAGUGAGUUUGAGCAUUCGUUCGGUUAUGCUUUGCUCCGCGGUGAUAUGGGCACGGUGUGGGAUACAUCGAAAGACGAGCGGAUGGUAAAUGGAACCAUGAAUCCGGAGCUGAUACAACGUGCCAAGGAGCGAGCGAUUCGUGCUCAACUGAAUUCGGCCGACGGUGACACCUGCGAGCUACACGAUCAGUUCUACCGUGACCACAAGCUGCUGCUGGUACUGUUUCGCGCGCUAGCCGUCAUGCCGAUUACUCGGUCAGCACCGGGCCGCAUAACGUUUAGCUGGCGCUCCAGUGCAUCUAUCUACGCCUUCUUCUUCUACAUCGUAACCACCGUCAUAGUGCUAGUGGUCGGUUACGAACGCAUCAAGGUUUUCCGCACCACCAGCAAGUUCGACGAGUACAUCUAUGGCAUUCUGUUUGUAAUCUUUCUGGUACCGCACUUUUGGAUUCCCUUCGUGGGCUGGGGUGUAGCGAAGCAGGUUGCGAUCUAUAAGACCAUGUGGGGUGCGUUUCAGGUGCGCUACUACCGCGUAACCGGAACCUCGCUACAGUUCCCCCGGUUGCGUAUGCUGAUCGUUUGCUUCUCGAUCGGUUGCCUGGUCUGUGCGAUCGUAUUCCUGCUAUCCCUCAGCUUCCUGCUGGAGGGCUUUGCCCUGUGGCACACGUCCGCAUACUACCACAUCAUCACGAUGCUGAACAUGAACUGUGCACUCUGGUACAUUAACUGUCGAGGCAUACGGGUGGCCUCGUCGAGUCUUUCGCGAUGCUUUCGAAAUGACGUUGCCGUCGAGUGUACGGCCGCCAUGAUCUCGCGCUAUCGAUUCCUCUGGCUGAACCUCAGCGAACUGCUGCAGUCGCUCGGUAAUGCGUACGCCCGCACCUACUCCACCUACUGCCUGUUCAUGUUCGUCAACAUUACCGUCGCGAUCUAUGGCGCCCUGUCGGAAAUCAUCGAUCAUGGGUUCAGGUUUUCGUUUAAGGAGAUCGGCCUAAUCGUGGACACGGUGUACUGCUCGAUCCUGCUGUUUAUUUUCUGCGAUUGCUCACACAAUGCCACACUCCAGGUGGCCCAGGGUGUACAAGAUACGUUGCUCGGCAUCAACCUGCUGAAAGUCGAUCAGCCCACGCAGAAGGAGAUCGAUCUGUUCAUUCAGGCAAUCGAGAUGAACCCAGCCAUCGUCAGUUUGAAGGGAUACGCCGAAGUGAACCGGGAGCUACUAACAUCGAGCAUUUCAACCAUUGCGAUCUACCUGAUUGUGUUGCUGCAGUUUAAACUGUCACUCAUUUCGCAACAAAUUCCGGCCGAAAUCAUAGAGAAUGUGAAACUGCUACAAAAGGGAACCUAAACGGAACGGAUA
Molecule: messenger RNA, 1389 nt
Organism: Anopheles aquasalis
Lineage: Eukaryota; Metazoa; Arthropoda; Insecta; Diptera; Culicidae
Product: gustatory and odorant receptor 22-like
Biological process (GO): sensory perception of taste
Cellular component (GO): neuronal cell body; dendrite; membrane
Source: RefSeq, a predicted model, not a curated record